This is a messenger RNA of Fusarium odoratissimum NRRL 54006, 468 nucleotides long. RefSeq lists its product as uncharacterized. Lineage: Eukaryota; Fungi; Ascomycota; Sordariomycetes; Hypocreales; Nectriaceae. Bases 1 to 468 code for a protein of 155 amino acids. The transcript has a single exon. The record is from RefSeq and is a predicted model, not a curated record.
AUGACCGAAGCAGUAGCCCUAAAGCACAACGACACACAGAAAAAGCUUACCCAGCGGGCGAGGAAUAGAGAAGCGCAAGCCCGUCGCCGGACAACGUCAAAGGCCAACGAGGAUACCAUCACGGUCUUGAGAUGGGGUUUACGGGAAAUCGCUCGUGCCACCUGUCAAGGGGAUUUUAUCCAUGUCCAGACUAUCUUGAGGAGCUUGGAUCCAUCGCUCAUGAGUCCUGACCCAGGAUCGGUGGCUCCAAGUUUGCAAUGGUGCGACAGUUUCCCUGAUACCACAAGUGCCUGGGGGGCUUCUUCUUCGCUACUUGGCACAGCCGAUUUUAAUCUUCCUUUAUCACCUUUCACAAAUUUUGGGACAAUUGGUCAAGAACGGCCCUAUCAAAUGGUCUCAGAAGUUGAGGGCUGGAGCCCGUCGACAAAUAUCAACCAGGUUGCUGGCACCAUAACUGCUCUCAACUGA